AUGAGCCUGGAGUCAUGCUCGGCGCUGCUGGGCUUCAUCUACGGGACGAUCGAGCAGGGGCAGUUCUGGAAGCACCAGCUGCCGCUGCUGGCGGCGGCCAAUAAGUACAGGAUCGGCGACAUCAAGGACUGCUGCGAGGAGAGCCUGCUGGAGGACAUCAGCUCGGCGAACGUCCUGGAGAGGCUCCAUGUGGCGUGGCUCUACCAGCUGGAGCGGCUCAAGAAAGGGUGCCUCACCUACCUGUUUGUGUUUGGCAAGAUUUAUGAUUGGGCGUUUGCUGAUGAUGACAGGCAGCAAGAGAAGAGAAGAGAAGAGAAGACGGAGAAACUGGAGUUGUGA
Messenger RNA from Miscanthus lutarioriparius, 339 nucleotides. Lineage: Eukaryota; Viridiplantae; Streptophyta; Magnoliopsida; Poales; Poaceae. The record is from the annotation of a GenBank genome assembly.